Molecule: messenger RNA, 2560 nt
Organism: Ilyonectria robusta
Lineage: Eukaryota; Fungi; Ascomycota; Sordariomycetes; Hypocreales; Nectriaceae
Product: WD40-repeat-containing domain protein
Exons: 2
Coding region: 15-2528 (837 amino acids)
Molecular function (GO): protein binding
Source: RefSeq, a predicted model, not a curated record
ACUGCAUACAACUCAUGUCGAAGAUACUCAAAAGAGACAUGUGCGGCCUGCAAUCACCAGGUACCCUUACUAAGGACCUUGAUCCGAAUCUGAUCAAGAAAUGCAUUCCUCCGGAGCUCGAGUAUGCAGGUCGCUACUGGGUGCAGCAUUACCGAGAAAGCGGGAUAUGCCUCUGCGAUGGCAACCAAGCUCAUCGUUUUAUCGAGGACUAUUUCCUGUACUGGCUUGAGUUGAUGAGCUUGACUGGGCAUUUCUCUGAAGUACCUGCAACAAUAAGGAUGUACGAGGCUCUCCUUGGGGCCAGAGAAAAUCCAAGUCAAUUGGUGUUUGUGCAGGAUGCGAGACGAUUCGUUUUUGCUUUCCAUUCAAUCAUCGAAGUGGCGCCUCUCCAGACGUAUUGUGCUGCCCUUGCGUUCACCCAACCCAGUAACAGACUCCGGCAGCGGUUCAAGAGUCAGAUGCGACACUGGAUCCAAGAUGUCCGAAUCGCCGAGUCAUCCAGAGACAAGGCCAAGACGCCAAUAACGGGCAAAACAUUCUUUGCCAAUGACAUAGCAUUCACCCCGGAUGGCCGACAGGUCGCAUCUGGGUCGGUGGUUGAAGCGGUGAGGCUCUGGGAUGUGACGGCAAAAGCUAAACUGGGCACACUCGUGGGCCAAACGGAAAAAGUCAGCUCUGUUGCGAUUUCAGCAGACGGAUUGAUGAUCGCUUCAGGCUCGGAUGAUGGUACUGUCAUGGUCUGGGAUUUGAGAUUAAGGAUUGUGCUUUACAACCUCCAAGGACAUUCACGUUGGGUGAAUUCUGUGGCCUUCUCACCAGAUGGCAAACUCCUUACGUCAGGCUCCAUGGACGAAACGAUCCGAAUCUGGGAUACCGAGACAGGACAGGAACUUUGCAUGUUGAAAGGCAACUUAAGUUGUGUCAACUCUGUUGCCUUCUCCCCCGACGGGUCAUUGAUUGCUUCGGGCUCAGCAGAUGGAAUGGUUCGCGUCUGGGAUGUUAGACAGAGAGAGACAUCGCUAUUAUUGGACGGCCACGCAGGUGCUGUCAAUUCUGUUCGCUUCUCGCCGGACGGAAAGAGGAUCAUUUCUGCGGCAGAUGAUAUGACACUCAAGCUGUGGGAUAUAAACGGAGAGACAGAGCACACAACGCUCAAAGGCCAUUGUAGAAGGGUUAUGGCUGUUUCAUUUUCUCCGGAUGCUCGUUUCAUUGCCUCGGGCUCCGAAGAUAUGACGAUCAUUCUCUGGAACGCAAGUACCGGAUCUCAACUGGGUACACUCAGGGGUCAUACGAGCGGUAUCAAUGCUGUCACGUUCUCUCCCGAUAGCCAGCUUCUUGUUUCGGGCUCGUUUAACGACGAGGUACGACUCUGGAAUAUCAGUACUGGAGAGGGAUGCGGGAAGUUCGAUGAAUUUGAAGAGGAUGACUUGCCCUUCUUGCGCGGAAGGUUGAAGGCUCUGAGGCUGGAAGCUAGCGCCGCUGCGGCAGAAAGCGUGAAAGGGCAUUCAAGCACGAUCAGCCUCUUAGUCUGUUCACCGGAUGGUCAAUUAGUCGCGUCCGGCUCGAACGAUACUACGGUCAAGUUAUGGACUAGAGACGGAGUGCAGCGCUGGCGAUUGGAAGGCCAUUCUAACAGUAUCACCUGCCUCACAUUCUCGCCAGAUACGCAAUUGCUUGCAUCAGCCUCGGCAGACAAGACGACAAAGAUCUGGAAUACAGAAACGGGAGCAGAAUGGCAUACGCUUCAGGGUCAUUCUAGCCAUAUCCGCCUCAUCCGAUUUUCCUCCGACGGCCGGUUCCUCGCCUCAUGCUCUACGGACAAGACAGCUAUAAUUUGGGAUGUAGGAACAGGUAUAAUGAUCAGCAGGCUUGCAGGUCAUGCAGACACAGUGACUGACGUCAAAUUUUCACCCGAAGACAAUCGCUUUCUCGCGUCGUGCUCAGCGGAUACGACAGUCAAACUAUGGGAUGUGUCCACAGAAGGGGUCGCUCACACGUUCCGGGGCCAUUCGGACACGGUGAACUCGAUCUCGUUUUCGUCGGACGGCAAGCUGUUGAUCUCUUGCUCGGCGGAUAAGACAAUAAGACUCUGGGAUACAGCUGGAGCCGCGUGCAGUGUCCUCAACGGCCAUACGCUUACCGUCAACUCGGCAGCGUUUUCUUCAGACGGCACGCUUGUGGUAUCUUGCUCGGAUGAUUUGACGGUCAGAAUUUGGGAUGCGAAAAACAAUUUGGCUCAAAGGAUUCUCAAAUUCACGAUGGCGAUUCGCACCGUGUCCUUCUCCAACUGCGGUCGGUAUAUUGAAACUGACAGAGGGACGCUGGCCGUUGGCUCGGCUCCUCCUGAUUCUUCUUCAUCUUCAUCAGACCGAUCAUUAACACUCUUUGCAUCGAAAGAUUGGAUCAGGAAGGCGGGGGAGAAUGCUCUUUGGCUUCCGGACGAGUAUCAGGCGACUUGCGUAGUGACCCUGGCGGACACAGUAGUCAUAGGACACGCGGCCGGGAGCAUUUCUUUUGUCCAUUUCUAGAUACAUGAUCAUCAUAGUGUACUUGAUUUGUG